AUGCCAGAGUGGUUCAGGUCCAGAGUGGUUCAGGUCUACAGUGGUUCAGGUCCACAGUGGUUCAGGUGCUACAGUGGUUCAGGUGCUACAGUGGUUCUGGUGCUACAGUGGUUCAGGUCCACAGUGGUUCAGGUGCUACAGUGGUUCAGGUCCACAGUGGUUCAGGUGCUACAGUGGUUCAGGUCCACAGUGGUUCAGGUGCUACAGUGGUUCAGGUCCACAGUGGUUCAGGUCCACAGUGGUUCAGGUGCUACAGUGGUUCAGGUCCACAGUGGUUCAGGUGCUACAGUGGUUCAGGUCCACAGUGGUUCAGGUGCUACAGUGGUUCAGGUGCUACAGUGGUUCAGGUCCACAGUGGUUCAGGUGCUACAGUGGUUCAGGUCCACAGUGGUUCAGGUGCUACAGUGGUUCAGGUGCUACAGUGGUUCAGGUGCAGAAGCUGCAGAAGCACAAAGUUCUCAUUGA
Molecule: messenger RNA, 465 nt
Organism: Knipowitschia caucasica
Lineage: Eukaryota; Metazoa; Chordata; Actinopteri; Gobiiformes; Gobiidae
Source: the annotation of a GenBank genome assembly